Messenger RNA from Acanthosepion pharaonis, 7653 nucleotides. NCBI's taxonomy places the organism in Eukaryota, Metazoa, Mollusca, Cephalopoda, Sepiida, Sepiidae. The record is from the annotation of a GenBank genome assembly.
AUGCUCUCGCUUUUUACUCUUUCCUUCUCGCUCACUCUCUCUCUCUCUCUCUCUUUCUCUCUUUCCCUAUCUUCUUUCUUAUUCAUCUACCAUUUUCUCUUUUCUAAAUCUUUUUUUUUUUUACCUCUUUCCUUUUUCUUUCUUCUACUUUUUCUUCUGUUUCUUCCUCUAUUUCUUCUUUUUCUCCUUCCUCUUCAUUUUUAUUCUUUUUCUUUUUUUCUUUUCCUCCUUCUACUUCUUUUCCUCCGCCUCCUUCUUUUUCAUUUUCUUCUUCUAUUUCUGCUUCUUCUUCUCCUAUUUCUUCUUUUUCUCCUUCUUCUUUUAUUUGUUUUUCCUUCUUCUUUUUCUUCUUCUUCAUUUUCUUCUUCCAUUUUUCUUCUAUUUCUUCUUCUUCAUUUUCUUCUUCUUCUGUUCCUUCUUCUAUUUCGUAUUCUUUUCCUCUUUUUCUGCUUUUCUUCCUCUGUUUCUUCUAUUUCUUCUUCUUUUUCUCCUUGUUCUUCUUCUUUCUUCUUCUUUUUCUCCUUCUAUUUCUUCUUCUUUUUCUCCUUGUUCUUCUUCUUUCUUCUACUUUUUCUUCUGUUUCUUCUUUUAUUUCUUCGUUUCUCUUCUUUUUUUUUCUUCUUUUUCUUCUUUUAUUUCUUCGUUUCUUUUUCUUCUUUUCUUUUUCUUCUUUUUCUUCUUUUAUUUCUUCGUUUCUCUUUCUUCUUUUCUUAUUUUUCUUCUUCUAUUUCUUCGUUUCUCUUUCUUCUUUUCUUUUUCUUCUUUUUCUUCUUCUAUUUCUUCGUUUCUCUUUCUUCUUUUCUUUUUCUUCUUUUUCUUCUUCUAUUUCUUCGUUUCUCUUUCUUCUUUUCUUUUUCUUCUUUUUCUUCUUUUAUUUCUUCGUUUCUCUUUCUUCUUUUCUUUUUCUUCUUUUUCUUCUUCUAUUUCUUCGUUUCUCUUUCUUCUUUUCUUUUUCUUCUUCUAUUUCUUCGUUUCUCUUUCUUCUUUUCUUUUUCUUCUUUUUCUUCUUCUAUUUCUUCGUUUCUCUUUCUUCUUUUUCUACUUCUUUUCUUCUUCUUUAUUUCUUCGUUUCUCUUUCUUCUUUUCUUUUCUUCUUUUCUUCUUUUAUUUCUUCGUUUCUCUUUCUUCUUUUCUUUUUCUUCUUUUUUCUUCUUCUUUUCUUUUCUUUUCUUCUUUUCUUUUUCUUCUUUUAUUUCUUCUUUCUUUUCUUCUUUUCUUUUUUAUUCUUCUAUUUCUUCGUUUCUCUUUCUUCUUUUCUUUUUUCUUCUUUUUUUCUUCUUCUUUCUUUUCUUUCUUCUUUUCUUUUCUUCUUUUCUUCUAUUUCUUCGUUUCUCUUCUUUUUUUUCUUUUUUCUUCUUUUAUUUUCUUCUUCUUUUCUUCUUUUCUUUUCUUCUUUUUUCUUCUUCUUCUUCUUCGUUUCUCUUUCUUCUUUUCUUUUUUCUUUUUUCUUCUUCUAUUUCUUCGUUUCUCUUUCUUCUUUUUUUUCUUCUUUUUCUUCUUCUUCUUCGUUUCUCUUUCUUCCAUUUCUUCUUUUUUCUUCGUUUCUCUUUCUUCUUUUCUUUUUCUUCUUUUUCUUCUUUUAUUUCUUCGUUUCUCUUUCUUCUUUUCUUUUUCUUCUUUUUCUUCUUCUAUUUCUUCGUUUCUCUUUCUUCUUUUCUUUUUCUUCUUUUUCUUCUUCUAUUUCUUCGUUUCUCUUUCUUCUUUUCUUUUUCUUCUUUUUCUUCUUCUAUUUCUUCUUUUCUUUUUCUUCUUUUUCUUCCUUUAUUUCUUCGUUUCUCUUUCUUCUUUUCUUUUUCUUCUUUUAUUUCUUCGUUUCUCCUUCUUCUUUUCUUUUUCUUCUUUUCUUCUUUUAUUUCUUCGUUUCUCUUUCUUCUUUUCUUUUUCUUCUUUUUCUUCUUCUAUUUCUUCGUUUCUCUUUCUUCUUUUCUUUUUCUUCUUCUUUUCUUCUUUCUUUUCUUCUUUCUUUUAUUUUUUCUUCUUUUCUUUGUUUCUCUUUUCUUUUCUUUUCUCUUUUCUUCUUCUAUUUCUUCGUUUCUCUUUCUUCUUUUCUUUUUUUUUCUUCUUCUAUUUCUUCAUUUCUCUUUCUUCUUUUCUUUUUCUUCUUUUUCUUCUUCUAUUUCUUUGUUUCUCUUUCUUCUUUUCUUUUUCUUCUUUUUCUUCUUCUAUUUCUUCGUUUCUCUUUCUUCUUUUCUUUUUUCUUCUUCUAUUUCUUCUUUCUCUUUCUUCUUUUCUUUUCUUCUUUUCUUCUUCUAUUUCUUCUUUUCUCUUUCUUCUUUUUCUACUUUUUUCUUCUUCUUUUCUUCGUUUCUCUUUCUUCUUUUCUUUCUUCUUUUUCUUCUUUUUCUUCUUCUUUUUCGUUUCUCUUCCUUCUUUUCUUUUCUUCUUUUUUCUUCUUUUUAUUUCUUCGUUUCUCUUUCUUCUUUUUCUUUCUUCUUUUAUUUCUUCGUUUCUCUUUUCUUCUUUUCUUUUCUUCUUUUCUUCUUCUUUUCUUCGUUUCUCUUUCUUCUUUUCUUUUUCUUUUUUUUUCUUUCUUCGUUUCUCUUCUUCUUUCUUUUCUUCUUUUUUCUUCUUUUAUUUCUUCGUUUUCUUUCUUCUUUUCUUUUCUUCUUUUCUUCUUCUAUUUUUCGUUUCUCUUUCUUCUUUUCUUUUUUUCUUCUUUUUCUUCGUUUCUCUUUCUUCUUUUCUUUUCUUCUUUUCUUCUUUUUUUCUUCGUUUCUCUUUCUUCUUUUCUUUUUUCUUCUUUUAUUUCUUCGUUUCUCUUUCUUCUUUUCUUUUCUUCUUUCUCUUCUUUUUUUCUUCGUUUCUCUUUUCUUCUUUUCUUUUCUUCUUUUCUUCUUCUAUUUCUUCGUUUCUCUUUCUUCUUUCUUUUCUUCUUCUUCUUCUUCGUUUUCUCUUUCUUCUUUUCUUUUUCUUCUUUUUCUUCUUCGUUUCUUUUCUUCUUUUCUUUUUCUUCUUUUUCUUCUUUUUCUUCGUUUCUUUUUCUUCUUUUUUUUCUUCUUUUUUCUUCUUCUAUUUCUUCGUUUCUCUUUCUUCUUUCUUUUCUUCUUCUAUUUUUUGUUUCUUUUCUUCUUUUCUUUUUUCUUCUAUUUCUUCUUUCUCUUUCUUCUUUUCUUUUUCUUCUUCUAUUUCUUCGUUUCUCUUUCUUCUUUUUUUCUUCUUUUUCUUCUUCUAUUUCUUCGUUCUUUUUCUUCUUUUCUUUUUCUUCUUCUUUUCUUCGUUUCUUUUUCUUCUUUUCUUUUCUUCUUUUCUUCUUCUAUUUCUUCGUUUCUCUUUCUUCUUUUCUUUUCUUCUUUUUGUUUUUCUAUUUCUUCGUUUCUCUAUCUUCUUUUCUUCUUUUCUUCUUUUCUCUUCUUCUCUUUCUUUUCUUCUUUCUUUUCUUCUUUUUCUUUUUUCUUUUCUUCUUCUUCUUCGUUUCUUUUUUCUUCUUUUCUUUUCUCUUCUUCCUUUCUUCUUCUAAAAUUCAUUUUUUUUCUUCUUUUCUUCUUCUUUUUCUUCUUUUUCUUCUCUUCUUUUUCUUCUUCUUCUUCUUCUCUCUUCUUCUUUUCUUCUUUUCUUCUUUUAUUUUAUUCUUCUUCUUUUCUUUCUUCAUUUCUCUUUCUUCUUUCUUUUUCUUCUUCUAUUUCUUCUUUUCUUUGGUUUCUUCUUCUUUUUCUUCUUUUUCUUCGUUUCUCUUUCUUCUCUUUCUUUUCUUCUUCUAAAUCUUCUUCUUCUUCUUCUUUUUUUUCUUCUUUUCUUUCUUUUUCUUCGUCUUCUCUUCUUUUCUUCUUCUUCUUUUUCUUCUUUAAUUCUUCGUUUCUUCUUCUUUUCUUUUCUUUUUUUUCUCUUCUUUUCUUCUUUCUCUUUCUUUUUUCUUCUUUUUUUCUUCUUCUUUUCUUCAUUUCUCUUUCUUCUUUUUUUUCUUCUUUUUUCUUCUUUUCUUUGUUUCUCUUUCUUCUUUUCUUUUUUCUUUUUCUUCUCUCUUUCUUCACUUCUUUCUUCUUUUCUUCUUCUUUUUUUCUUCUUUUCUUUUCUUCUUUUUCUUCUUUCUUCUUUUCUUUUCUUCUUUUUCUUCUUCUUCUUUCUUUUUCUUUUUCUUCUUUUUAUUUUUCUUCUUUUUCUUCUUCUAUUUCUUCGUUUCUCUUUCUUCUGUUCAUUUUCUUCUUUUCUUCUUCUAUUUCUUCUUUCUUUUUCUUCAUUUUCUUUUCUUUUCUUUUUCUUCUUUUUUUUUCUUCGUUUCUCUCUUCUUCUUUUCUUUCUUCUUUUUCUCUUCUUUCUUCGUUUCUCUUUCUUCUUUUCUUUUUCUUCUUUUUCUUCCUAAAAUUUCUCGUUUUUCUUCUUUUCUUUCUUCUUUUCUUCUUUUCUUCUUUUUCUUCUUUCUUUCUUCUUCUUUUCUUUUCUUCUUUUUCUUCUUUUCUUCUUUCUCUUUUCUUUUUUUUUUUUUCUUUUUCUUUUCUUCUUUUCUUCUUCUUUUUCUUCUUUUCUCUUUCUUCUUUUUUUUUCUUUCUCUUUCUUCUUUUCUUUUCUUCUUUUCUUCUUUUUCUCUUUUUUUUCUCUUCUUCUUCUCUUCUUUUAUUUCUUUUUCUUUCUUCUCUUCUUCUUUCUUUUUUUCUUUCUUCUUUUCUCUUCUUUUCUUUUCUUCUUCUUCUUCUUUCUUCUUCUUCUUCUUCUUUUUCUUUCUUCUUCUUUCUUUCUUCUGUUUUUCUUUCUUCUUUUCUUUUUCUUCUUUUUCUCUUCAUUUCUUCAUUUCUCUUCUUCUUUUCUUUUCUUCUUUCUUCUUCAUUCUUCGUUUCUCUUUCUUCUUUUCUUUUUUUUUUUCUUCUUCUAUUUCUCAUUUCUUUUUCUUUUUUCUUUUCUUCUUCUUCUUUUCUUCUUUUCUCUUUCUUCUUUUCUUUUUUCUUCUUCUUCUUCUUUCUUCUUUUUUCUUUCUUCUUUUCUUUUCUUCUUUUUUUCUUCAUUUCUUCGUUUCUUCUUUCUUCUUUUCUUUUUCUUCUUUUUCUUCUUCUUAUUUCUUCGUUUUCUUUUUCUUUUCUUUUCGUAGCUUCUUUUUUUUCUUCUUCUUUUCUUCUUUCUCUUUCUUCUUCUUUUUCUUUCUCUUCUUCUUCUUUUCUUCUUUUUCUUCUUUCUUCUUCUUCUUUUUCUUCUUUUUUUUCUUUUUCUCUUCUCUUUCUUCUUUUUUUUCUUCUUUUUCUUCUUCUUUUCUUCUUUUCUUCUUCUUUUCUUUUUCUUCUUCUUUUUUCUUCUUUCUCUUCUUUUUCUUUUUAUUUCUUCUUUUUUUCUUUCUUUUUUUCUUCUUUUCUUCGUUUCUUUCCUUUUCUCUUUUUUUCUUUUUCUUCUUCUUUUUCUUCUUUUCUUCUUCUUUUCUUCUUUCUUUUCUUCGUCUUCUUCUUUUUUCUUCUUCUUUUUUUCUUCUUCUCUUUCUUCUUUUAUUAUUUUCUUUCUUCUUUUUCUUCUUUUUUUCUUCGUUUCUCUUUCUUCUUUUCUUUUCUCUUCUUCUUUCUUCUUCUUUUUUCUUCUUCUUUUCUUCUUUUCUUCUUCUCUUCUUCUUUCUUCGUUCUUAUUUUCUUCUUCUUCAUUUUUCUUUUAAUUUCUUCGUUUCUCAUUCUUCUUUUCUUUUCUUCUUCUUCUUCUUUUUCUUCUUCGCUUUCUUCUUUCUUCUUUUCUUUUCUUCUUUUCUUCUUUUCUUCUUUUUCUUCUUCUUCUUUUAUUUUUCUUCUUUUUAGACUUUUCUUCUUUUUCUUUUUCUUUUUUUUUCUUUCUUCUUCUUUCUUCUUUCUUUUUCUUCUUUCUUUUCUUCUUCUUCUUCUUUUCUUCUUUUCUUUCUUCUUUUUUCUUUUCUUCUUUUUCUUUUUCUUCUUUUCUUCUUUCUCUUCUUCGUUUCUCUUUCUUCUUUUCUUUUCUUUUUCUUCUUUUCUUCUUUCUCUCUUCUUUUCUUCUUCUUCUUUUCUUCUUCUUUUCUUCUUUUUUCUUCUUUUUUUCUUCUUUUUUCUUCUUCUUUUUCUUCUUUUUCUUUUCUUCUUCUUCUUUUUCUUCUUUUUUCUUCUUUUUUUUCUUUUUCUUUUUCUUCUUUUUUUCUUCUUCUUUUCUUCUUUUCUUUCUUCUUCUUCUUUAUUCUUUUUUUCUUCUUCUUUUUUCUUCUUCUCUUCUUUUUCUUCUUUCUUUUCUUCUUUUUCUUCUUCUAUUUUCUUUUCUUUUCUUCUUUUUUUUCUUCUUUUUUUCUUCUUCGUUUUUUCUUUCUCUUUCUUCUUUUCUUUUCUUUUUUUUUUCUUUUUUUUUUCUCUUUCUUCUUUUCUUUUUUCUUCUUUCUCUUUUUCUUCGUUUUCUUUUUUUCUCUCUUCUUUCUUUUCUUCUUCUAUUUCUUCUUUCUUUUCUUCUUUUCUUUUCUUCUUUUUCUUCUUCUUCUUCUUCUUUUCUCUUUCUUCUUUUCUUUUUUUCUUUUCUUUUUUUUUUCUUCUUUUCUCUUUCUUCUUUUCUCUUCUUCUUUUUUUUCCUUCUUUUCUUCUUUUUCUUCUUUUCUUUUCUUCUUUUUUUUUAAUUCGUUUCUCUUUCUUCUUUUUCUUUUCUUCUUUUUUUCUUCUAUUUCUUCGUUUCUCUUUCUUCUUUUCUUUUCUUUUUCUUCUAUUUCUUCUUUUCUCUCUUUCUUUUUUUCUUCUUUUCUUCUUCUUUUCUUUUCUUUUUUCUUUUUUUUCUUCUUCUUUCUUCUUCUUCUUCUUCUUCUUUCUUCUUUUUCUUCUUCUUUUUCUUCUUCUAUUUCUUCUUUCUCUUUCUUUUUUCUUUUUUCUUUUUUUCUUCUUUUUUCUUCGUUUCUCUUUCUUCUUUUUUUUUUUUCUUCUUCUUGGUUCUUCGUUUCUCUUUUCUUCUUUUCUUUUUUCUUUUUUAUUCUUCUCAUUUCUUCGUUUCUUUUCUUCUUUUCUUUUCUUCUUUUCUUCUUCUUCUUUCUUCUUUUCUCUUUUUCUUCUUUUCUUUUCUUCUUUUCUUCUUCUUUUCUUCGUUUCUCUUUUUCUUCUUUUCUUUUUCUUCUUUUUCUUCUUCUAUUUUUUCUUUCUCUUUCUUCUUUUCUUUUUUCUUCAUUUCUUCUUUCUUUUCUUCGUUUUCUUCUUUCUUCUUUUCUUUUCUUCUUUUUUCUUCUUCUUUUCUUCGUUUCUUUUUAUUCUUUUCUUUUUCUUCUUUUUUCGUUUCUCUUUCUUUUCUUUUCUUCUUUUCUUCUUCUUUUCUUCUUUCUCUUUUCUUUUCUUUUUCUUCUUCUUCUAUUUCUUCGUUUCUCUUUCUUCUUUUCUUUUUUCUUUUUCUUCUUUUUUCUUCUUUUUCUUCUCCUACUUCUAUUCCUUCUUUUUCUUCUUCUCCUUUCAUUUUUUCUUCCUCUAUUUCUUCUUCUUCUUCUUCUUCUUCUUCUUCUUCUUCUUCUUCUUCUUUAUACCUUGUCCCUUCACUUUUUUGCCCUUUAUAUACGCAUUGUUUGGCGACGGUACUCGGUCUGUUCACAUCUAUCUAUCUAUCUAUCUAUCUAUCUAUCUAUCUAUCUAUCUAGUAUGUUCAUAUCCCGCUAUUUCAUCUGUUCAUGAUCUAUCUAUCUAUCUAUCUAUCUAUCUAUCUAUCUAUCUCAGUCUGUUCAUUAUCUAUCUAUCUAUCUCAGUCUGUUCAUUAUCUAUCUAUCUAUCUCAGUCUGUUAAUAUCUAA